Messenger RNA from Musa acuminata subsp. malaccensis (wild Malaysian banana), 3081 nucleotides. RefSeq lists its product as uncharacterized. The record is from RefSeq and is a predicted model, not a curated record. Lineage: Eukaryota; Viridiplantae; Streptophyta; Magnoliopsida; Zingiberales; Musaceae.
UUUGCCGUUCGCCUGUUCCUCCUCUUCUUGGGAUCGGCGGUUCCGCCCCUUCGCCCUUUGGCUCGCCCCCGUAAGAAUCCUAAAAUAAAAGAAUCAAGAUCGUUUGUUUAACCGCUUAUCCCCCUAUAAAUGGAUCGCGAUCCCUUCCGAUUUGGCCACCAUUCCGUGAAGUUCUUCUUCUCGUCGACGUUGAUGGAUCCGUAGAGCUUUUUCGUGUGAUGUGGAUUUGGGGUGUCUAUGGAGGUCCCCGUGGUGCGUGAUUGGGGCGCGUAGGGUGGAGGGACGAAUGGCGGAUUUUCGGCACAAGGAGGCCGACCGGGAGUUCCGGCGGAGCGUGGAGGAGCUGCUGCGGCGCGGCGGGCGCGGGGAUGGGUGCGUCGGUGAGGAGGCGGACGAGGCUGGCGCUGGCGAGGGCGCCGACCAGCUCGCCCGCCGCCGCCGGCGGUCGGACCUCGAGGGGGAUGACCUCGCCGAGACCUCGGCCGCCGCUCGCCGCCACUCCCGGAUCCUGAGCCGGUGGGCGGCUCGGCAGGCGGAGGAGAUGAUCACCACGAUUGAGAGGAGGAACCGGGAGUCCGAGCUGAUGGCGCUUGCGCGGCUCCACGCUGUGUCCAUGCUCGACGCGUCCUUCCUCCGCGAGUCGCGGCGGGCGCAGUCGUCGGUCGAGCGCCCCGUGGCCGCCCGGGCUUCUUCCGUUCUCCAGAGGUGGCGCGAGCUCGAGGACGAGUCGGCCGCUAGGGAUCGUAGGAGAGAUUCCUCUUCUAGGAUCGACGCCUCCAGUAACCACCGUACUGCGCCGGAAACCCAGGUUUCUGUGGUGCCGAGGGAUACCUCGGAGGUAACCAGUGAGAGCAAUGACAAUGAGGAUUCUGAAUGGCCCGAUGAGCCGUCGGGCCUGAGAAGGCAGGGUGUGGAAGUCGAGGAUGCUGAGGAGCGGGGAUCAAGUAGAGAACAGUCUCCUGAUAUUGGAGAUGGUGGGGAUCGUGAGAUGGAGAGGGAGAGGGUGACGCAAAUUGUGAGCGGGUGGAUGACAGAGAUAGCAAUGGCAGACACUGCACAAGUAUUGCGGGGGAGUGGUAGCUCAAGGAGUGAAUGGCUUGGUGAGAGAGAGCGCGAGAGGGUGAGGCUGGUCAGGGAGUGGAUGCAAACUGUGAGUCAGCAGAGAGAUGUUCGGGCUAGCCGGAGGGAGGAGCAGGCGAGGGAUGGUGUCAUCACAAAUCGUGAAGAUCGUCGACCAGAAUGCACUCAGAGGAACUUGCUGAGGCUCCGGGGAAGGCAGGCUCGCCUUGAUCUGAUCAUGAGAAAUGUCAGGGAGCGGGAAAGGGAGCUUCAGGACUUGUCACAGCACCGGCCUGUUUCGCAUUUUGGGCACCGCAUACGCAUACAGUCUGUACUCCGAGGUAGAUUCUUGAGAAAUGGCAGGUCUGUUGAGGAUGGACAACAGCAUUCCGUUGCAGCUAGAGAAUUAGGUCAGCUAAGGCAGCGUCAAACUGUAUCUGGCUUCAGGGAAGGAUUUCGCUCUCAAGAGAGCAGUAUUGUCACUGAUCAAGCAAGCAGCCAAUCUGCUGAUGGUGAUAGCGUCAAUAUAUCUGGAAAUGAUAUCUCUGUCACAAAUGCAUUGGAGGUUUCCGAUGUGACCUAUGAUCAAUUUCAAGCAAGCGAUGAUGAUAUUGAUAUACAUCAGACAGCAGAAGUUGAUACUACAGUUCAGAUGGAAAGCAACAUGCAGAGCAGUGAUAUGGGCGGGAGAGAAUAUGCAAUUCAGGAUGAUAAUUGGCCGGAGGAUGAUGCAGAACAUGGGCAAGGGGAUUGGCAACAGCCUAUUGAAGUCGGAUUGAGUGUACAACAUGAUGGCCCUGUAGAAGAACCUGACAGGAACUGGCAUGAAAAUGUAGACCAGGAGUGGCUUCAUGAAACCCCUGAAGAUGAAGAUAGACAAGGUACCCUUCUUCUGGAAGCACAUCAACAUUGGCAUAGCGAUAAUUCUCAAGCGACUGAAGCAAACUGGCAAGAUGGACCAUCAGACUCUUUAAAUGAUCAGCAUUCUUUUCGUGUUAUAAGAAACGGAGUCAUUUCAUCAGAUGAUGACAAUGUGUAUAGCAUGGAACUUCAGGAACUCUUGAGCAGGCGAAGUGUAUCUAAUCUUCUUCACAGUGGGUUUCGUGAAAGUCUCGACCAACUAGUACAGUCCUAUAUUCAAAGGCAGGGGCGUGAUGCAUUUCAGUGGGACAUGCAAAGUGCUAUGCCUGACCAUGUUUCACCAGAGGAAGACCAGAGGCAGCAAAGAGAUGAUUUGAUUCAGAGCCAACAAGAUUCUGUUACCAGGCCUCUACAUACUCCACCAACGCCACCGACACCACCUCCGCUGCCACUAUGGCAUUCAGAAUUGCAUAACAGUUGGAGUCGGCAGCACAUCCGUCGCACCGAUAUUGAAUGGGAUAUUGUUAAUGAUUUAAGGGCUGACAUGGCUAAGCUUCAGCAAGUGAUGUGUCAUAUGCAACGGAUGUUGGAGGCAUGCUUAGAUAUGCAGCUAGAGUUGCAGCGUGCGGUUAGACAAGAGGUUUCAGCAGCUUUAAAUCGUUCAGUUGGAGAACAUGCAGGGGAAGUCGGAGAAUCAUCAGAAGAUGGAAUAAAAUGGAGUAACGUGAGAAAAGGGAUUUGUUGUGUCUGUUGCGAUAAUCAAAUCGACUCUCUUCUUUACAGAUGUGGGCACAUGUGCACCUGCUCAGGAUGCGCGAACGAGUUGGCUCAAGGCGGAGGCAAGUGCCCUUUGUGCCAUGCACCCAUCGUUGAGGUGGUUCGUGCCUAUUCCAUAGUGUAGAAGUAAUAAACUGGGUUGGAGACAAAAGGGGGACCGUCGGUUUCGAUGAGGGGAAGGGAAGCUCUCCAGAUUCAUCAAAAGAUGUAUCCGUGGUCGUUCAUGGUGUCUUUGGCUUUAGGCAUUCUUAUGAUUAUUAUGAGAGUCAGGAAUUUUGAGUGGACCUGUAAAUGGCACCUUCUCAUCAUCACUGAUUCACAAUAAAUAUUAUAAAAAAAGAAAAAAAUGAAGCAAAGGGUUCCUAGAACUUUUUGUUCGUAUCA